AUGCAAUGUCAAAACAGUGCCUUCGACAUCACCUCCAACAAGGUCUGGGACAGCUGGAACCACGGCCGCCAAUGGAAGGACAUCAAGCACCGUUAUAUGGUUAAGGAGGAGGAGGAGGAGUAA
Penicillium egyptiacum is the source of this 123-nucleotide messenger RNA. The record is from the annotation of a GenBank genome assembly. NCBI's taxonomy places the organism in Eukaryota, Fungi, Ascomycota, Eurotiomycetes, Eurotiales, Aspergillaceae.